Grus americana (Whooping crane) is the source of this 5574-nucleotide messenger RNA. RefSeq names its product DNA polymerase lambda (gene POLL). The transcript has 10 exons. Gene Ontology annotation, molecular function: DNA binding; DNA-directed DNA polymerase activity. The record is from RefSeq and is a predicted model, not a curated record. The coding region runs from base 394 to 2058 and encodes 554 amino acids. Gene Ontology annotation, cellular component: nucleus. Lineage: Eukaryota; Metazoa; Chordata; Aves; Gruiformes; Gruidae. Gene Ontology annotation, biological process: double-strand break repair via nonhomologous end joining.
GUGAGAGCGGCCCCGUGGCCGGGCCCUGCCCGGGGCCCAUCUGCCCGCUCCCCCCGCCCGGUUGCGGGGAAGCCCCCGCGCCACGUCUGGCUUGGGGGGGCACUUCAUCUCCUCGGGCUGGGGUCACGGGGGGCUCCGGCUGUUCCCCCGCUGGUGUGGGGGGGUCUCGGCCCUCUCGCUGCCCCUUCUCAAGCCGAGGCCCGGGGGGGCUCCCGUCUUCCUUCCCUGGUCCUCGGGCCCAGCCGUGAGGUUUCAGGAGGAUUGUUUCCUGCCCCCGAGGCUUUGGGUGCCGCUAGUUCAGUGGCGAGCCAGGCUGGUGGCGUUGAAGCCUUCGUGGUGUGAGGACGCUGGCAAGGCAAGCUUGCAAUUGCAGCUAAACAUCCCACCAGGCCUAUGGAGCCACGAGGGAUUGUCAAAGCCUUUCCCAAGAGGAAGAAGGUGAGGGAUGACUCGGGGAAAAGCGUCCCUCCAAAGAUCCCAAAAGAGGAAGGAACAGAGAUACCUGAGGCAGAGUGGCUGAAACCAGUCGCCGCCUACGUGUUGCAAGCUGGCAUCGGCCAAGCCAGGGCAGAGAUCUUUCACAAGCAGAUUGUCCAGAAUGGGGGUGUUGUACACCACCGGCUCUCCUCAGAGGUGACACACGUCAUUGUGGCUGAAGACAUGGACUGUGAUCGGGCCUUUCGGCUCCUUAAAUUAACCAAGCUACCUUCAGGGUUGCAGCUAGUGAAGGCAUCCUGGCUAAGUGCUUGCAUUAGAGACCAAAAGCUUCUGAGUACUGCCGGCUAUGGUGUCUUUAUCCCUCACAGGUACCUGGAGGAGGGAGAACUGCAAAAAGAGCAGCAGCAGCAGGAGGUCCUGGGCAGUGAAGAGAUCCAGCCCCCAGCAGAGGAGGGAGCAGUGAAAACAAAUACUGAAGCACAGGUGGAGGAUUCCUCACAGCGAGACCUGGGCACCCUUGGACAGCAGCAGCUGGCUCAGAAAGUCUCUGAUGAUGAAGACAGUGAAGGAGAAGAUGCUAGUGUCACCCAGGGAGAUCUGGAAGCAUUGAUUUCUGGCCGCUACCCUGUGAAAUCGUCAGAGGAGACCAGUGACAGCUCUUCCGCAGUGACCCAGCCUGCCAGCAAGUGGGUUUGUGCCCAUUCCUCCAACAGCAAGAAGGAGAAUCACAACCAGUACAUCACAGAGAAGCUGGAAGUGCUGGGAAAGGCCUAUUCUGUCCAGGGGGACAAGUGGAGAGCUCUGGGCUACUCCAAAGCCAUCAAUGCACUCAAGAGCUACCACAAACCAGUCACCUCCUACCAGGAAGCCUGUAAGAUCCCUGGGAUUGGGAAGCGAAUGGCAGAGAAGAUCCUGGAGAUCUUGGAUACUGGGCAUCUGCGCAAGCUGGAUCACAUCAGUGAGAGCGUGCCUGUGCUGGAGUUGUUUUCCAACAUCUGGGGAGCAGGGGUCAAGACAGCUCAGCUGUGGUACCAGCAGGGUUUCCGGACACUAGAUGAUAUCCGUACCAAGGCAACUCUCACCAGCCAGCAAGCUGUGGGGCUGAAGCACUAUGCGGAUUUUCUGGAGCGCAUGCCUCGGGAGGAAGCAGCAGAAAUAGAACAGACCGUCAGACAAGCUGCCCUGGCCCUGAAGCCUGGGCUCGUGUGUGUGGCAUGUGGCUCCUACCGUCGGGGGAAGCCCACCUGUGGAGACGUGGAUGUGCUGGUCACUCACCCAGAUGGGCAGUCUCACCGUGGGGUGUUCAGCAAGCUGCUUGACAGCCUCCACAGGAGCGGCUUCCUAACGGACGACCUGGUGAGUCAGGAGGACAACGGUGAUCAGAAGAAGUACCUGGGAGUGUGCCGCCUCCCCGGGCCAGCCCGACGUCACCGCCGACUUGACAUCAUUGUGGUGCCUUACAGGGACCCUGGGUCAACAGCUUCAAGCCUGGAAGGCUGGCUCCUUGUUGGGGGGAAACUGAGGCACUCACGGACUGAUGGCUUCAUGAACAUUAACAGCAAAGCCAGGGAGGGCACCAGGUGUCUGAGCCCAGCCCCUGCCCAGGACUCACUGGGAUGAGGGACCAGGAGGACCUGGCACAGGUACAGCAGAGAGCGAUGCAACGGUCAGUGUCCUGAAGCGUCCCCCAUGGUCUGUUGCCCCCAUCUCCUGCUUGAUCUAUGAGCCCUGGGGUGCAGAAAUCUCCUAUGGGGGUUACACUCUUCCUGCCCUCCUCCAUGGGACAUGUGUCCCUCCAGGUCCCAGACCGCCCACCCCAGUGCACAUGGGCCCUGGGUCACUCACCCCCAUCACAGCAUAUUCUCCAUGUGUUUCAGCAAUAAGCCCUGUUUGUUUUCCUAGCUGGAUUGGAUAACCAGCCCAGCAACCAGCCAGACUAUGGGAGCUGAGUUUUGGGGACAGCUAUAUCAGCUGUCACCCCAAUCCCUGCCUGCAGCAACUGCUGAGGUAGGACCUCAGCACAGCUGUAAACCUGGAUAUUCACGUACCCACCAAGCAGCUGCUUCCCGUCCUGGAAUGAUGCCAGCCUGACCUGCCAGUCUAGGUGGUCUGAGUGGGUUGGGGGGAGCCCUUGGGGAUGCUAUAAAAAAAACCUCCUGCCCUGCUCCUGGCUGCACACCGAGAGAUCUCCACUGCCUGGUGAUAAAAGAGAACAUUUUUUUUUUUUAAAAAAGGAUGAGCAUAAGAAUAAGGUUUCUGACUCCUGAAGCUCUGCAGAGUGUUUGCACAAUGCAAUGAUUCCCUUGCUGUGCUUGGGCAGGACCCGAAUGUCCCCCAGGGGUGGCAGUGCCAUGGCUAAUGUCAUUGGUGUGUCCUGGGCUGGAGUUUCCCUGCCCUGGCAGGAGCACAUCUUUGCCAAGGCAGUGGAGGGGAAACUGGGAACAAACCUGACCAUGGUCCCAUUGCUCAGAGGGCUCCCAGCCCUCAGCUGCACUGCAGGAGCUCACUGCUUGACCAGUUUCCUGAUUCUCCAGAUUUGGCUCUGUUUUUCCAGGAGAGGCUCUCUCUACAGUGAGUUUUCCACGCAGCAUGUGCUGGUUUGGCUGAGGACUCACCCACAGGGUGGCACAUGUGAUCCCAGAGCAGGGCCCUGAGGCUGAGACAGACCCAGGGGUGAAAACUGCAUCCCCAUGAGAUGUCUGCAAAAACCUCUCCCCUAACAUCACCUCCCAGGCAGGGCUGGGGCCAGGUUUUUUUGCAAAUGUUUGUACUGCUGUUGAGUGGAGUUCAAUUCCACUGGUCUUGCCCAGAUUUCAGGUUGAUGUUGCAUAUGUGACACAGCCUUGCUGACACCCUGCCUUUGCUUUCUGCUGGGGAAGGAUGAGAACAUGGCAACCCAUAUCUGUGUAAGCCAUUAGGAUUUUUCCCCGGAGAGCAAUACCUGCCUGCCUGCAGCGGGAAGGGCUCAUUGUUGGUGGGCAAUAUUGCCAAGGGCUGGGGUGCGCUGGCUGCCACCCUCGUGGCCAGACACGCAGGGCUUGGUGAGCCUCUCCUGGCACUGCCUGGCUGUCCUACAGAUGCAAUGGGUCUGUCACGGUCCCACCAGGCUUCCUGCUACUGUUUGCAAGCUGAGGGGUUCACCAAUGUGUGGACCGACACUUGCUGUGCUUUCCAACUGAUAACACACAUUUCGGUUCCCGUUUUCUCAUCCAAGGAGUACUAACUUUGCAAGGCUGCAGUGAAAGCUCACGUCCUUGCCAGCAACCCCUCCCCAAGAUAUUUAUCACAUCCUUCACGUGAUCCAAUGGGGUCAUUUUGCAACAUUGUGAGGGUGAUUUUAAUAUAUUUUAUAGAGUCUUUCUUAGGGCUACGCCAGAUUCAGGCGAUAGCGGCUUGUGGCUUGUACCACCCUUGAGCCCUGGGCACUGAGAGGUGCAGCAUGCAGAGCUCAGCCCAGCUGGGGAAGCACGUUCCCCCGGCUUGAACCCGCUGCAGCAGCAGGAGCUCGGUGCAUUCCCAGCCAGCCCUCAGCAAAGGUGAUUUGUUUGAAAUCAUUUCCACGGCCUCUGUCUUUCUUUUGGCCGCUAGCUUCAGGAGAGCAGGUUAAAUCUAUGCUGCUAGACAGCAUCAGAGGCUGAGCUUCAUUCAGAGGAAGCUGUUGGAAAAUAUUGCUCAGCUCUCACUCUGAACAGGACUAAAAUUAGAUCUGGGAUGUAAAAGCUGAUGAGUCCAGAUAGGUGAGUCCAGCUCCAGAUUAGCAGCUUUUACUACAGAGCUGGAAUGCUCCCACUGAAAACGGUUGCCAUUUGGGAUCAGUUUUGCUCCAGCAAUAUUUCAAGUUUGUCAAACAACUUUUUAAGGCCUGGACAGUGUGGAAGGGGCAUGGGGAGCCAUAAAUAAGUAGGAGCUUUAAAAAACUCCCUGAAAUGAGCAAUAAAUCCCCCAGGACAUAACAGGGAUCACUCACAGAUCCCUCCAGAAGAAACUCACCUCUGCACUGAGAAGAAAAAAUACUUUCAAAAGCAUGGUCAGAGCAGCACAACGCAGUGUCCAGGCAGGGACCAGCCUGCAUCCAAGCCUCCUUCUCCAUUGCCCACGGACAGUGAUGUCCCCUGGCAGGUCCCCGUGCUACCCACUCCCUGUGCCUUGCUGUGUCCUGCCUGGAGUUGUAGGGAUGCACUCAGCAAAGCAAAAGAAAUUGAGAGUCUGAGAAUCAGGUAAAUAACACAUGCUGGAUCCAGCCGUAACCCGCAGCAGGAGACGGCUGCUCUGUGCUGUCCUGUGGGGUGCAGGGGCUGCAUCCCCUUGGCAUCACCCACACCAGGUCUGGUGAGGGCUGGGGGGUGCCCGGACCUUCCCUACAAGUGGAGACGAUGGAAAAACCCCACCAGUGUGGCAUCCCACCAUGUCUGCGAGGUGCCAGCAGGGACGGAUCCAGCCAUGUGGAGAGACCCUGAUGGCAGCGCAACUGCUCCUCUCCGGGCACCUGGACACAAGGUGCUGGUGGGGGUAUCUGCAGCCCACUGAGAUGUCCUGCAAGUCUGUCCACAUCUGUGGAUGCUCUUCAGGUCUCCGAGGAGAGGACAGGGAAUAAUGAGUUGCUGCUUGCACAUCUCCUUCCCCUGCACCCCACUGAAAACACCCAAGGGGGCUGAGGAUGCAGGGUGCGCAGAGGUGGGGAGUGAGACCAGACCUACCUCCUUGCUAGGGUGGUGGGAAGGAGUGAGGGGUGUGCAGGCAGCUGGGUGGGUGUGGGGGCACCCAGCUGCAGCGGGUGGGUGGCAGUAGUGUGGGGUCUGUCAGGAGAAGCGCCUGUGUCCACAGCCCAGGCACCCCAUCCUGGAGCUGUGGGGUGUUCAUCCUCACUGUGCACCCCACAGAACGGGGGGGUGGGGCUUACAGCCCCUUUGCCGAAGUGAGUGCUGGAUGUAGCCAUCUCCCACCCUCGCUGGCAGCUGUGGCCAUCUCCUUGCCACCAAGGGGACAGCAUCGGUGUGCUCAGUGGGUACAGACAGCUCUGACUGCCCCCCCCUGCAGCUGCCUUACCCCACCCCUGUCCCAAAACAGGUCGCUGCUUCUCAUGAGCAUCCCAGGGACCCCUCAUGCCCUGUUCAGCAUCCUCCCCAAUGGUCAUCC